Messenger RNA from Leptonychotes weddellii (Weddell seal), 1131 nucleotides. NCBI's taxonomy places the organism in Eukaryota, Metazoa, Chordata, Mammalia, Carnivora, Phocidae. The record is from RefSeq and is a predicted model, not a curated record.
CCCCCUGGGACCGGCCUCAUGGAGCGGAUCCAGGCCAUCGCCCAGAACGUGUCCGACAUCGCCGUGAAGGUGGACCAGAUCCUGCGCCACAGUCUGCUCCUGCACACCAAGGUGUCUGAAGGCCGGCGGGACCAGUGUGAGGCACCCAGUGACCCCAAGUUCCCUGACUGCUCAGGGAAGGUGGAGUGGAUGCGUGCCCGCUGGACCUCGGACCCCUGCUAUGCCUUCUUCGGGGUGGACGGCACCGAGUGUUCCUUCCUCAUCUACCUCAGUGAGGUUGAGUGGUUCUGUCCCCCGUUGCCCUGGAGGAACCAGACGGCUGCCCAGACGGCCCCCAAGCCCCUCCCCAAAGUCCAGGCAGUUUUCCGGAGCAACCUGUCCCACCUCCUGGAGCUGAUGGGCAGUGGGAAGGAGUCUCUAAUCUUCAUGAAGAAACGGACCAAGCGGCUCACGGCCCAGUGGGCGCUGGCUGCCCAGCGGCUGGCACGGAAGCUGGGAAGCGUCUGGAGGGACCAGAAGCAGAUCCUUGUUCACAUCGGCUUCCUGACGGAGGAGUCUGGUGACGUGUUCAGCCCAAGGGUGCUAAAGGGCGGGCCUCUGGGUGAGAUGGUGCAGUGGGCAGACAUCUUGGCCACUCUCUACGUCCUGGGCCAUGGCCUGCGGAUCACAGUGUCCCUGAAGGAGCUGCAGAGUAACUUAGGGGUGCCGCCAGGCCGGGGGAACUGCCCGCUCACCAUGCCCCUGCCUUUCGACCUCAUCUACACUGACUACCACGGCCUGCAGCAGAUGAAGCAGCACAUGGGACUGUCCUUCAAGAAGUACCGGUGCCGAAUCCGGGUCAUUGACACCUUCGGGACAGAACCCGCAUACAACCAUGAGGAGUACGCCACUCUGCACGGCUACCGGACCAACUGGGGCUACUGGAACCUCAACCCCAAGCAGUUCAUGACCAUGUUCCCUCACACCCCGGACAACUCCUUCAUGGGUUUCGUGUCCGAGGAGCUCAACGAGACGGAGAAGCAGCUCAUCAAAGGCAGCAAGGCCAGUAACAUGGCCGUGGUGUACGGCAAGGAAGCGAGUAUCUGGAAGGACCGCAUCGAUAAACACUGUGAGCCUGGCAAGGGGGCUUAG